AUGCUGUUCAAGAGCGCAUAUUUGAUGCUCUCCCUCCUUUCCCUGAUCUCUACGGUAUCCAGCGGAACUGCGUCCAUACAGGCGCUGGUCGAUUGCGACGCCGAAUGGGCAAACCAAGUUUUGGAUGUGGUGGUGGCCAAAGAGCGGGAUCCCAUGCGCAUCCGCCACAUCCACGCCAUCCUACAGUCAUGUAAUAAAGCUCAGCUGCAGAAGGUGGCCGAGAUUUCGGUGUUUCUCUUCGAGAAAAACACCUACCCGAAUCCACAGUUGAUGCAGGAGAUCCGUCGUCUCUCCGAAAGUACACGCGAGGAGCGGCUGCGUCGCGUGCUCGCGCUGAAAAGCCAAUUGCCCGAGCAUUUGCACCAGCCGCUCGGCCAGCUGGCCACAAUUUGGGUGAACGGCGCGCUGAGCAGCAACGAGAAGUCAGCGUUGAUGGGCCGAUCACUGGGUAAUUUGGAUGAGGAGGAUAGGGCCCAGCUGGAAAAUGCGCUCGCGUCGGCUACGGAGACCACGAAGCCCGCACGAAUUCAGUAUGGCCCAAGCCCACGGCUUUCGGCUGUGGCGCAGGAGCACGUCGAGGUGGAAGCGCCGCGCCCCGAUGCCAAAGCCCCAUCCCCAUUCGGGGGUUUCGGUAGCCUAGAGCAUUUUGUGGCCCCACCCGGCCCUCAGCCGCACAUUGUCGGCACGUCCGGAGAGCAGCUACCCGCAGAGGUGCUCAGGGAAAUUGCCGAAAAUCAGAACCAAAAGAAUUCCCUCGUCCCCGCAAAACAGCACAGCAGCGCUGAACUUCCGGCCAAUGCGGACGAUGCCGAUGAGGAAAAGCCGCUUUUCCGCUCGCAUCGGCCAUUCUCGGUGGGAAGCGUGGCCAAGGAGCUUGGCCCGAUCAUCCCUGUGGAAGUGCAUACCGAGGCCCCGCCCAACAUUCCCGAUCCCGAUCUGCUCACCACAAAACCAUCCGUGUGGCGCGACGCGGCCCGUCUUCUGCAGGAGGGGACCAACAUCCCCAGUCGUAUCGGUCGUCUCAUCGAUCAGGCGGUACGACAUCCUGAUCAACUAGCCAAUCAACUGCAGCAUGUGGCGAAAGGGGCGGAGGCGGAGGAGGAGCGCCGCUCAUGGCUGCCCGCCCGUCGAUCCGAUCAGCCACCCAUCGUGCCCGUCAACCAGGCCCCGUCUUCGCAAAUUUCUCUGGAUCGCCUCGAUACGGCUGUUGAUAGGUUUUCCUCCACGGGCCCAGCGAAUCGUUUCGUACUCGGAGGUCAACCCCAGCUUGGGCUUGGUGGCAUCCCUUCAGCUCUCCCAUUUCAGCCAUUUCCAUCGCAACCCUCCGGGAUGAUGGGCAUGCCGGGCCUCGGUGGAGCGGCAUUUGGCCUUCCUGUGGGCCAGCAAAUUCCGGAUACGAUGCCUGGGACACCAUUUUGGAUGGCAAAUCAGAUGGGGCAAGCUGGGGGGCUACAGCAGUCAACUCUCGGGAUGCCAGGUGCCCUAAUCCCUGGCGUUCUCUUCCCCUCUCAACCAAAUGUGAACACAGCCGGUGCCGCAACGAGUCUGGUGAAUACCCAGCAAUAUACGUUCCCGAUCGAACGAGGGCAGAAAUACCUCCAAAAUCUCCCCUCAUGGUCCCCAAUGCCACAACCUAACGUAGGCGUCGACCAGCAGACACCAUUUCGGGUUCUCGGGUCAAAGACGCUGAGCGUUGACAAAAAACCACCGGCCUUUCAAGCCCAGAGCCUGGACCGAGGGCUAGAGGGGACAAGACGCUUUUCAAAAGUUUCUAUGCAGUCAACACCAACGAUCCACGAUGGAAGAACGGUGAACGUCCACCGCUCGUCGACCUGCCCGACAGGAAACCACCGAAAGAAAUGUCUUUUAGAAGCUUCCCGACGUCUCGAUCCGGGCAUCGAGUCGCUGACGGGCAGUUUUCGACUACGCAACACUCCGCCCGACUCUGGCCAUUAUGGGCCCCAUCGCUUCGUAUCCGUUGAUAUCAACCCCACAGAAUCAGUCGUUGGA
Mesorhabditis spiculigera is the source of this 2010-nucleotide messenger RNA. The record is from the annotation of a GenBank genome assembly. Lineage: Eukaryota; Metazoa; Nematoda; Chromadorea; Rhabditida; Rhabditidae.